Pieris napi is the source of this 2681-nucleotide messenger RNA. RefSeq names its product Golgi-associated PDZ and coiled-coil motif-containing protein-like. Gene Ontology annotation, molecular function: transmembrane transporter binding. Gene Ontology annotation, biological process: negative regulation of protein localization to cell surface. Gene Ontology annotation, cellular component: Golgi apparatus; membrane; trans-Golgi network transport vesicle. Lineage: Eukaryota; Metazoa; Arthropoda; Insecta; Lepidoptera; Pieridae. The transcript is spliced from 14 exons. The record is from RefSeq and is a predicted model, not a curated record. Bases 340 to 2136 code for a protein of 598 amino acids.
UCCGUUAGUGUGUGUCGGGGCCUUUUUUUCGAGCCUUUUUUGUCGGGAAGGUGUAAGUAAAUAGUGCUAAUAAUUGCCAACUUAUAAAUAGACAGAGGUAAAAUAACUGUGACCGAACUUUAUUAUUUACAGUAUAUAUAUAAACCGCUGAUAGCUGUAGUUGUCAAAAAAUUCAUUGGUCAAAAUUGUUUCAAAAUUUUAUCUGUCAAAUGUCUGUCACAUUAUCAAGCGACUGCAGUAGUGCUGUCAAAGCAGAGUACGAUUUCGAGAUUCUAAUUAUUAUUGUUAUGCAGUCAACAACAUAAAUUUUGAAAAUAAUUGAACAAGUUUAUAGUGAAAAUGGCGACAACAGGGGUUGGUUUUCGGUGGUUAGAUUUAUUGGAAAAGGAAUUUGAUAAAGCAUGUGUUGGAUUAGAUACCUCUUUAGCGGAUCUGGAGACCGAGGAACCGGAGGCAAUGUUUUCUGCUCGUCAAAAAAUAGCAACAUUGAGUUCCUGUUUUGCUCAGCUCACUCAUAAAGCCUUGACCAUUUUUCAGCACAGUGCAAAACUUGAGGCCGAGUUGGUGGAUAUGAGGGCAGAAUUGGUGCAGGCGCGCGCGGCGUCAGCCGGUGGCUGUCAAGAGGGUGGAGACGUGGCGGGCAACGUCCCUGAGGCGGCGCGAGCUCGGGCGGAGGCAGCUCAGCUGGCGAGGGAAAAUGCCGCGCUACGAGAAACAGUUCUCGCGCUACAUUCGGAACUGUUCGGUGCUAGAUUAGCGACGAAGUAUUUGGAUAAGGAGUUGGCCGGACGCAUACAACAACUGCAGUUGCUGGGCAGCGACAUGCGAGCAGAACUGAGAGAUUCUCUCUGGGCGCAGGUGGAAGCGGAGAUCUUGCUGCAGCGGCACAAGACCCUGGUGCGCGUGUGCCGCGGCACCUCCCCCCGGCCCCCGCGGCCCGCCGCCCCUCUCCGCGCCAGACCGCGCACCGUGCGCGUGCGACGAUCGCCGCAUCUCGGCCUCGGCAUCUCGGUCACGGGCGGUCGCGAGCACGGCGUGCCCAUCCUGAUAUCGGAGUUGGAGUCGGGCGGACCCGCCGCUCUGACGGGACAGUUGUACGUCGGGGAUGCCAUACUGGCCAUCAACGACGUCGACCUGACGCAGGCGUGCCACAAGGAAGCCGUGCAGGCGCUGCAGAGCGUGAAGGGCGACUGCGCACUUUGCGUGCAGUACAUCGCCACCGACGACGAGGACAGGCUCUCCGAAGACAACUACAGGUUUCCCUUGUAUCCGGAAGACGGUGAAGAAUACUGCGACGAGAGAGACGGCUCCGGAGUGACUCCCACGGCACCGAGGACUCCGGAAUAUAACCACAGAUGCAACUCGGAGGAGAGAUCGCGCAGCGGCAGCGAAUCGCGCUUCGAGGUGUUCGGCCCCCCCACCGGCCCCACCGGCCCCGACAACGCCCCUUACCCCGACUACAACAACAUCAACAACAACCUCGACAUCCUCGACAUGGACGACGACUCCAUUAAGAUCGAAGCGAGGCUCGAGAUGGUGAAGCUGGAGGAGGUCGCGGCGAGACGGAGUCCGGCCCCGUCCGCCUCGCCCGGCUCGACGCCGGUGCACCUCGCCAGGACCUCGCUCAAGAAGAGGAAGGCCCUGGACUGGAGGACGAAAGGCGCGUACAGCGCGGUGUCCGUGGAGGGAGUGUCGUCGGACGAGCCGGGGGGCGAGGCGGACGCGGCGCGCGCUCGCGAUUGGCGCUCGAGGGGCUCCUACGCCGUCCUAAAGCAGAGGCACCGCUCCGACGACGACGCCCCGGACGACCGGCCUCGAUCCGGUGCCACCUGCGACAACGAAGCGCCCGUCGCUCGAGAAGUGACGAUAGCUCUGAGCGCCGCCCCCGCCUGCACCCCUGCCGUCUCGACCGUGAGUCCGGGGGCGUCGGAGACCGCUUCCGCGUGUCUCGCCGUCGACCGCAAGGCGGCCGGGGCGACGGCGCCGACCGGUCUCGACGACAAAGGAAAGCCGAACGGCGACCCGAAGCCGAGGAAAGAAAUUAAAAAUUUCAGGAUAGGUUCGGCGCGUCGCGUGGAGGCCCACGGCCUCUUCGUGAACGGUGACGGAGACCCCGACUUCGGGACUCCCGUUUGAGCGACACCUCGAGCCGCUUCACCGCUUCUCCUCCGCCGCUCGUCGCCGGACGGAGCCGAUUUGCAACCGACUGUUAUAGUAUUUAGUUUUGCGUAUGGCGUCUGCUCGUGACGUUUCGUUCGAUUCCGGAGAUAUUGCGGUAUCUGAACGUCGUUUUUAUCUUUUAUUUAUUUAUUUUAUAUAUAGAAUUACGGGAAGCUUCGCGUGUUCGUGUAUUCUAUGUGCAAACCCACUCUGGCAAAAUAGAGAAGGCGACGAGGCCGGUGUUUGACCUUAAAUUAAGCAAAAAUGCUGACAAAAAGAUGCGAACGGGCCGUGUGUCGAAUAUUUAAAGAAUUCGCCCACACCGUUGACGAGCCGUGACGCGGCAAAGUCGAUCUUGCCAAAAGUCAGAAUUGCCGAACCGCACUUCUCCGCUUUGCGAUACGUGAUGCUCUCGAAAAACAUUAAACAGCCACGAAAUAUAUCUGCCCGGGCCCCGUUAAGGUGGUGAGGGACGUGAGUCGUUUGUGUGAUAAGUCAUUUGGAAGAAAGUUAAAGAAACG